Molecule: messenger RNA, 1356 nt
Organism: Asparagus officinalis (garden asparagus)
Lineage: Eukaryota; Viridiplantae; Streptophyta; Magnoliopsida; Asparagales; Asparagaceae
Product: isocitrate dehydrogenase [NAD] regulatory subunit 1, mitochondrial-like
Exons: 5
Coding region: 68-1168 (366 amino acids)
Biological process (GO): isocitrate metabolic process; tricarboxylic acid cycle
Cellular component (GO): mitochondrion
Molecular function (GO): isocitrate dehydrogenase (NAD+) activity
Source: RefSeq, a predicted model, not a curated record
CAAACAGCCUUCCUCGUUCCCUCUUUUAAUCUUCUCCCGACCCUCAACAAUCCUCUCUCUCUCUCCAAUGGCGACUCGCUCUCUCCCGAUCCUCCGCCGCCUCCGAUCAUACCCAAUUUCCCCUUUCCACCGCCGAUCCGUCACCUACAUGCCCCGACCAGGCGAAGGCGCGUCCCGCACCGUAACCCUAAUCCCCGGCGACGGAAUCGGCCCUCUCGUCACCGGCGCAGUCCAACAAGUCUUCGCGUCGAUGCACGCUCCAAUAGAAUUCGAGGCCUUCGAAGUCCACGGCCACAUGAACUCGAUCCCGAAGGAGGUGAUGGAUUCGAUUCAGAGGAACAAGGUUUGCUUGAAGGGGGGGCUGGCGACGCCGGUCGGCGGAGGAGUGAACUCGCUGAAUAUGCAGCUGAGGAGGGAGCUGGAUUUGUACGCCUCGCUUGUCAAUUGCUUCAACUUGCCUGGGUUGCCGAGCCGACAUGAGAAUGUUGAUAUUGUGGUGAUAAGGGAGAAUACCGAGGGGGAGUACUCGGGGUUGGAGCAUGAGGUGGUUCCUGGAGUUGUGGAGAGCCUUAAGGUUAUAACAAAGUUCUGUUCAGAGCGCAUAGCAAAAUAUGCUUUUGAAUACGCAUACCUCAAUGAUAGAAAGAAAGUCACCGCUGUACACAAAGCCAAUAUCAUGAAGCUAGCAGAUGGUUUAUUUUUGGAAUCGUGUCGUGAAAUUUCCAAAGAUUACCCGGGGAUUGAGUACAACGAGAUCAUAGUGGACAACUGUUGCAUGCAGCUCGUAUCAAAGCCAGAGCAGUUUGAUGUGAUGGUGACACCAAACCUGUACGGCAAUCUGGUGGCAAACACUGCUGCAGGCAUUGCUGGUGGCACUGGGGUCAUGCCAGGAGGUAAUGUAGGCCAAGAUUAUGCAAUUUUUGAACAAGGUGCUUCGGCAGGAAAUGUAGGAAAUGAGAAGCUCGUAGAAAAGAAGAGAGCAAAUCCCACAGCUUUACUCCUGUCAUCUGCCAUGAUGUUGAGGCAUCUUCAGUUCCCUUCGUUUGCAGAUCGCUUAGAAACUGCUGUUAUGAAAGUUGUCGGCGAAGGGAAGUGCAGGACCAAAGAUUUGGGAGGAGAGAGUACAACCCAAGAAGUUGUUGAUGCCGUCAUUGCGGCUAUAGACUGAGCACUUUUCUUAGUAACAAUUUUGGUUUUUUCCUUCCCCCUUCCGUCAAAGAGACUGUUUGUCUGUUUUCCUUUGCCAUUUUUAAGGAGCAGCAGCUCUGAAUUGUUUUGGUAUUAAAUAAAUAUAUAUAAAUAUAUACAUAUCUAAUGCAAAAUAACAGAUUGCAGUUCAAGAACUGAACCAAAUUU